Hippocampus zosterae (dwarf seahorse) is the source of this 2012-nucleotide messenger RNA. It is a transcript of the gene b3galt4, whose product is annotated as UDP-Gal:betaGlcNAc beta 1,3-galactosyltransferase, polypeptide 4. The record is from RefSeq and is a predicted model, not a curated record. Gene Ontology annotation, molecular function: N-acetyl-beta-D-glucosaminide beta-(1,3)-galactosyltransferase activity. The transcript has a single exon. NCBI's taxonomy places the organism in Eukaryota, Metazoa, Chordata, Actinopteri, Syngnathiformes, Syngnathidae. Gene Ontology annotation, cellular component: membrane. Bases 308 to 1423 code for a protein of 371 amino acids.
ACUUGCGUGAAUAUUGACAUCGUAGCAGCACGUUCCUGGAGCAAAUCUUAAUAUCAAGCGGGCUUCCGUUGCAAGCGCGUCUCAUUCUGCUCGGGUCACUGAGCUGCAUAGCUUCUAUGGAGGGUGGGGGUGGUGGAGUGGAACGCGUACUUUGGCACAUUCUCAUUAAACGACACAAUCGACAGUUCGUUCGAUCGUGUCGUGUGCGCAGCUGCGUAGCCCACAUCUGUGCUGACGGUGAGCGCCCGCAGCUUCAGCAGGACUCGCGCAGCGUGAGAGGAGGAGCGACCACCGCGUGGAAGCAACGAUGGUCGUUCGGGGGCUGUGGAGAUGCAUACCAAGGUUGGGAAAACGAGGGGGGCGCUCUGGCUUCUUGUCGUGCCUGUGCGUGGCGAUCAUUAGCGUUGCCGUCUUCGCGUUGCUCUUCGUGGACAUCAUUGAGUACUGGAUCACGUCUCUGCGGAUGAGCGCCGUGCGGGAGCCACAUGUCCGCAUAUUCCCCCCACAGAACGUCCCUCCCACCAGACCCGAGGAGUUUCUGCUCAUGCCCAGUCCGCUGGUGUGCCAGCGUGCCAAGCCGUACCUCAUCACCAUGGUUAUCUCGGCCCCUGCUCACCACAGGGCACGACAAGCCAUCAGGGACACGUGGGGCGGGGAGAGCAACGUGAGUGGUUUGAGGGUCAUGACCCUCUUCAUGCUGGGUGUUCCAUCUGACACAGGACUGGGCAAAAUGCUCUUUGAGGAGGCUAGGGAGCAAGGGGACUUGGUUCAAGGGCGUUUCCUGGACUCGUACGCCAACCUGACCCUGAAAACUUUAGCCCUGCAGAGCUGGGUGCGCCGCUUCUGCCCCCAGGCUCACUUUGUGGCCAAAGUGGAUGACGACGUCCUAUUCAAUCCCAGCGCACUCCUGCACCUAUUGAACAAGAGCCGCAGCCCGUACGAACAAAGUGACUUGUAUCUCGGCAAAGUGCAUCUCCGCGUGGCUCCGAACCGGGACCCUCGCAGCAAGCAUUAUGUCCCGAAUGAGGCCUACCCGUCAUCUGUUUUUCCAGACUAUUGCAGUGGUACAGCAUAUGUUCUAUCCCGUUCCGCAUUGCUCAAAAUAUCAUUGGCUGCCUCUGUGUCGCCCCUAUCCACGGCUCAACCCCCCGAAGAUGUGUUUGUGGGGGUGUGUGCCCAGGCAGCUGGCAUCCUGCCUACACACUCCCCCCUGUUCUCUGGUGGACCACCUAUGCCGUAUGGACGCUGCUGCUACCAAGCCAUGGUGUCGGUGCACAACAUUCCACCUCGUGAUAUGCUGUACUACUGGGCUGAUAUCCACUCAUCGGGACAGUGCCUGUGGUUGAGCACGCGAGCAUCCUUGUGCAUGUGCAAAGUCGGUGCCCUGCUGGGCUCAACGCUUGACCUGUGGAAGGCGGCGUGAGUGGGGCGAAAUUCUGUACUUUUAUAAAAAUGACAGUAUGCGAAAAGGGGGACUUGGAACGGCCACUUCAAACUGAGUACAACACAGCAAGAAUUUUGAAAGAUGGAAGAUGGCCUCUGGGGGUUUGAAUUCAGUUUUAUUGUACGUAUCUUUUUUUGUGAUAUCAGCUCCAGAAAAUUUGUUUAAAAACGUUCACAUUUUAGGAAGGUAUAACUUGAUGACACGUUAUACGUCUUUGUACAGAAUGUAGCAAGGAACGUGGCAUCGAAAUGGACACACAUGAUUUACUUUUGUGGUCCACAUAAAAGGAUUGGCAGGCUGCAUCUGACCCCUGGGUCUUGCGUUUGACACCACUGUCCAAGGAGAAGCCCUUUUACAAUUGGCUGACAAGUUCAAGUGAAAAUAUCUCACCACUAAGCUUGUACAGGCCGAAAUUUCAAGGGCUUCAUUCUUGGUCAAAAAUGACCAUGUUUCAAAUGGCGUCAGUUAUCCUAAAAUAUUUAUUUUUGUUUGUUUUUCAAACUUGUCAUGUUCAUACUUGAAGCACACAUUCAGCUGGUGUAAAUAAAUUCUAUUUUUUAAACUGUCA